Taeniopygia guttata (zebra finch) is the source of this 2974-nucleotide messenger RNA. RefSeq names its product actin binding Rho activating protein (gene ABRA). Gene Ontology annotation, biological process: positive regulation of Rho protein signal transduction; positive regulation of transcription by RNA polymerase II. The record is from RefSeq and is a predicted model, not a curated record. Gene Ontology annotation, cellular component: sarcomere. Lineage: Eukaryota; Metazoa; Chordata; Aves; Passeriformes; Estrildidae. Gene Ontology annotation, molecular function: actin binding.
GAGAGCAUUAUUCACUUCAGGAAGCCCAUUCAGAAGGUGCUGAGCAGAAGAAGGGAAGAAGCCAGGAUGGCAGCAGACAGCAGCAUGGCUCCUGACGAAAAGCCGAGACCUGCUCCUGUGAGAAGGGCUGUCCACAAGAUCCGAAUGGCCAGCCAGGUCUUCAGCUUGGCACGAGGCUGGCAGCAGUGGGCAUCUGACCACCAUGUAAAGCAAGAGCAAGAGCCCUCUGGAUGGGCCCCCACUGCUGAAAGCUCAUCAGCUCAGCCUGUGCAAGAAAGUUCUUUUGAAAAAUGGCAAAUUCCAUCUGUCAAGAGGGACCAAGAAAAAGAUGAUGAAAAAUCCUUAGCAAAGGAAUUGGUGACAAUAAGAGAUGCUGAGAAAAAAUUAAUGGAAUCAGAUGAAGACUUCAAAAUGUUCAGCAUUAAAAGCAAAGAGGUGACCAAAACAGUUGUCAGCAAAGCCUAUGAACGAGGGGGCGACGUCAGCCUCCUCAGUGAAAGAUAUGAGAACAACAACAGCAGCUCUGAGAUGACCAAACUCAAAGAAGAAUCAAAUGCUAUUGACAAAAUUCUUAGUAACAAAUUACCUUCAACCAUAAGGAGGAAGUGCUCAAAUGUGGUAUCAGAGCUGACCAAGGGCUGGGAGAAGAUGGAAGACGAGGACAAAGAUGGGCCCAAGGGAGAGCUGCUGCUGAAGUGUCGCGAUGACAGUCUGGAUGCCCAGGACAGUGGCUAUGGGGAAGAGGACAAGCUUGAGCAGGAAGACAGUGACCGGGAGGUGACAGCUGUGAGGAUCAAACGGCCUGUCCCGUCUCUUGCCAGCCGGCUGAGCGAGGAGGCGCGCAGCAAUGCGCGCAGGAAAUGCAGCGCCGUGCACAGCCUCAAGGACAGGUGGCAGGAAUGGGCCGACCAGCACAUCAUAACGCAGAAGCUGAACCCCUUCAGCGAGGAGUUUGACCACGAGCUGGCCAUGUCCACGCGCCUGCACAAAGGAGAUGAAGGAUACGGCCACCCAAAGGAAGGAACCAAAACUGCCGAGAGAGCCAAGAGAGCUGAGGCCCACAUCCACCGGGAGAUCAGGGACAUGUGCUUCAUCAUUGAAUCAAUGGCCAAGCCACGGCCCGACGGCAAGAUCCAAGUCACUUUUGGGGAACUCUUCGACAGAUACGUUCGUAUUUCAGAUAAGGUUGUUGGGAUUCUGAUGAGAGCCAGGAAACACGGGUUGGUGGACUUUGAAGGAGAAAUGUUAUGGCAAGGAAGAGAUGAUAAUGUCAUAAUUACUUUAUUAAAAUAAGUUACGCUAUAACCAGAACAACUUUUGGAAAACUUUUCUCCUCUUCUCCCUUGCCAUUAGCAUUUGCACAUUUUGAAUAUAAGAUUCCCCUGUUCACCACAUAGAAAAGAGUAUUUUUUGAAAUAUUUUAUAACUAGUGCAUAACCCAAACAUCCAAAUGGACUUAAUUUUACACCAGAAGUACUUUCAAAACAAUUAAGUUAAUUACUACAUAAAAAAUAAGGAGAAAAAGCUAUAUGGAAUAUAAGCAGCUGAUGAUAAAAGCCCAUAGCUACAGGAAUAUGAAACAUGCUGGAUCAGAAGCUGAAUGACAAAAUAAACCCAGACAAAGUUUUUGAUCUGAGAAAUGGUUUUGAGCAUGCACUUUCUAAUUAACUAACUACAAUCUUAUUUUAAUACAGAAUCUUAUUUUAAUAGAGACUCAAGGAUACUAUAUUUGCUUUCUUUACAAAGAUAACAUGUAACUAUUACUGCAGUAUUCUCUUGUAGAUACAACUGUUUACACAGCUUUCUCUUACAUAUCACAUAAAAAUUCUUUUUGUAAAUGGGGUUUUAUAUAUUUAUUGUGUUUAUAUAACUAUUUUUUUUAGAUUGUUUCAUAUUUAAACUUAUGGAGGUUGGAAUGCAAUGAAUAAAAAUAUUUUGAUUAGAUAGCUACCUAAAAAUACCUUCUAUGUAACAUUGUGUAAUUUCUUAUCUGAUUAUCUAUGCUGAUACUGUUCUUAUAAAUACAGGAAAAAAAUAAUAUGUAACAUAUAAAAGCUAGCCAGGUACUUGUUCUUUUGUAUACAGCAAAAAAGUGACUAACAUCAUCAUCUGCCAUUGAAAUGUACCUCUGUGAAAAAAAGAGAGAAACGGCAUUCAUAACUUUGAGGAAAAUGUUGUUCCACAUCACACAGAAAUACUGACCUUAUUUUACAGGAUUUGCCAUUCCAAUGUCACUAAAUAAUGUCCAGGUGAUGCUGAAGAGCACUGAGUGCUAAUGAACUAAUACUUUUAGGACUUAAAAUUAUAUUGUUCAGAAAUAUGAGAUCUCUGUAAGGUCUCUUCUACUUAGUGGAUUAGAGAGAUCCGUUUUUCUACUACUUUAAAAAUAGCUGUCCUGGUAAAAUGUGUGUGCUUCAUAUGAAAAGGAUUUGUUUCAGAGCAGAUGCCUGGGCAAGUAAUGAAAAAGAAGUGGUUUCCCCCCCACCCCCACCUCUUAAUAUUCUUUCAAACUGAAAGAGCAAAUAUCUUCUUACAGAAGUAGAGGUGUAUUAACAUCUUGUCUCUGAUGAAACAAAUAUUGCUGUCUUAUUAUGAGUACAGACACUCCAGUCUGAAGCUUCAAUGUACAAAUAAACCAAGUAUUUUAUAACUUGAUACAGGAACUGACUACUACAUCUACUCUAAAUCUAUGUAAAUCAUUAAUAUUUUAGGCAUAGUUAUGUGACUCUACGGAAGUAAAAAUUGUAAGGUGGAAUCAGUGGAACUUAUUUAAUAUUUUCUUGAGAUCUCUUACACUACUCAACCUACAAAAUGCAUGUCUUAGUGUAAUACUUAUAUGUCAUAAUUUUUACCUGCAUAUUCUUAACUUAUUCUUUAUAUCUUAUAUAAUGACCUUUUACAGCUAUCUAAAUUGUCUUGACAAAAUUUUGUUGUCAAAAGAAUACAUGAACUAUAAAUAAAACCCUUAAUUAUU